This is a messenger RNA of Penicillium longicatenatum, 2010 nucleotides long. RefSeq names its product putative ATP dependent RNA helicase. Lineage: Eukaryota; Fungi; Ascomycota; Eurotiomycetes; Eurotiales; Aspergillaceae. The coding region runs from base 1 to 2010 and encodes 669 amino acids. The transcript is spliced from 3 exons. The record is from RefSeq and is a predicted model, not a curated record. Gene Ontology annotation, cellular component: catalytic step 2 spliceosome; intracellular anatomical structure. Gene Ontology annotation, molecular function: ATP binding; RNA binding.
AUGGCUUCAGAUCAGGAUUUGUCAACCUCCUUCAUUCCGGCCUUGUAUAAACCAGCAGCACUUUUACCCAUUGCACGUCACAAAGCAAGCCUCCUGUACCUGGUUGAGACAUACCCGGUCACCAUAGUGGUUGGUCAAACCGGAAGCGGGAAAACAACUCAACUCCCCCAAUAUCUCGAUCAAGCAGGCUGGUGCGAGGAUGGAAAAGUCAUCGCCGUUACUCAGCCUCGACGAGUGGCUGCCACUACGGUUGCUACGAGAGUUGCAGAGGAGAUGCGCUGCAAGGUCGGAGAGGAAGUAGGUUACUCAAUUCGGUUUGAGGAUUUGACCUCUGCUGCAACCAGGGUGAAGUUCCUCACGGAUGGAAUGCUGCUUCGAGAAGCCUUGGUAGAUCCUCUAUUAUCCCGGUACUCCGUGAUUAUGGUCGAUGAGGCUCAUGAGAGAUCCCUGAGCACCGACGUCCUCCUUGGAGUCCUAAAAAAAAUCAUGAAGAAACGUCCUGAGCUUCGUAUUAUCAUCAGCAGUGCAACAUUGCAAGCAGAGGACUUUCUCAAAUUUUUUGCUGGGGAAGAGUACCAACCCGACGCAGAGCCUGCUGAUCUUGGUGGGAAAGUUGGGAGAAUUAUCAGCAUAGAAGGCCGGAUGUAUCCUGUGGACACAUUAUUCCUUGAAACCCCAGCAGAGGACUACGUUGAGAGGGCCGUCAAAACGGUGUUUGAUAUUCACACACAAGAAGCAGAAGGUGAUGUGCUUGUUUUCUUGACAGGCAGGGAAGAGAUCGACCGGGCAAUUCAAUUAAUAUCUGAACGAGCCGCAUCUCUUCAUCCAAAAUCUCCUUCUUUGCUUUCAUUGCCGUUGUAUGCUGGUCUUACUACGGAACAGCAAAUGUACGUCUUUGAGCCGGCGCCGGAAAACACACGAAAGGUGAUUGUGUCAACCAAUAUUGCGGAAGCCUCAGUCACGAUUGACGGAAUCGUGUAUGUUAUUGAUUGUGGCUUCGCCAAACUCCGGGCUUAUAAUCCCAGCAGUGGGAUUGAAACCCUGACAGCGGUGCCAAUUUCUAAGGCCUCCGCUACUCAGCGGGCCGGUCGAGCGGGGAGAACGAGACCCGGUAAAUGCUUCCGCCUCUACACGCAACAGACCUAUGAGCAACUGCCUGAAGCGACUAUUCCUGAAAUUCAGCGAGCAAACCUUGCCCCUAUCGUCAUGCAACUAAAAGCAUUGGGUAUCGAUAAUAUUGUUCGAUUUGACUUUUUGACAUCACCACCUGCGGAACUGGUAAUCCGGGCCUUUGAGCUAUUGUUUUCCCUUGGUGCAGUUGAUGAUUAUGCCAAACUCACCAAGCCACUGGGUAUGCGGAUGGCAGAGCUUGCGGUAGACCCCAUGAUGGCCAAAGUUUUACUUGCUGCGCCUGCAUUCAAAUGCUUGGGUGAGAUUCUUUCUAUUGCAGCCAUGGUCAGUUUGCAGGGCACUGUUUGGGUGCAACAUAGCGAUAAUAAGAAGGCUGCGGAGAGCCAUCGACGCAAGUUCGCCGUUGAAGAAGGUGAUCAUCUCACCUACUUGAAUGUAUAUCAAGCAUUCGUGACCAAAGGCAAAAAGGAUUCGAAGUGGUGUCGUGACAACUUGUUGAACUACCGGGCUCUACUACGGGCAGUCAGUGUCCGUGGCCAAUUGAAACGGUAUCUCGAACGCUUCGGCAUCCAGGUUGACGAGACUCUAUCAUCUCACCAGCAGACCGCAAGCGGAAUGCCAGAGCAAAUUCAGCGGUGUCUUACAACUGGCUACUUUGCCCAUGCCGCCAAGAUGCAGCCAGACGGCACCUUCAAGACCGUCAGCGGAGGUCUUACUCUCCAUGCUCACCCUAGUUCUUUGAUGUUUAAUCGAAAAGCAGAUUGGGUGAUUUUCCAUGAAAUCAUGCAAACAGGUGACAAAACGUACAUCCGUGACAUCACAAAAAUCGAGAAAGGCUAUCUCUUGGAAUAUGCACCGGAAUAUUACCGGGUGACCUAG